AUGCCGAACAACCGGGUGAAGACGCUCAAGGCCGUCCAGGGCAAGAAGACCAAGGUUGCGUCGGGCCAGGUGCACCCCAACUCGCGGAGGGCGAAGCAGCUUCAGCGGGUCGAGCUGCGGGCGAAGAAGCUCGAGCACGACGCCAAGGUCAGGAGGGUCGCAGAGGUGCACGAGAUGGACCGACACCUCUACUUCGUCCACGCCCUCCCCUCAGAUGCGACUUCCGUCUCCCUCCCCGACUUGCACCAGAUCUUGAACGACUACUUGAACCGGAAUGAGGCGGAACUUGUCGAGUUGAAGCACGAGAGGGAGGGGCGGAGUUGGCGGAAAGGCGAGGGCAAGGGGAAGCGCGAGACGGAGCUGGAGAAGCUGCGCGAGGAAGAGGAGAGCGAGUACAAGACCGGUUUCGUCCUCCCUGACUUGACAUUGGCGGAGAACGUCGUCAUCUGCCGACAGUGGAUCAAGCCUGCGCCGGCGAAGGAGGGCAAGAACACGAAGGGAGGCGACCCUUCGUACCUCGGGCGCAUCCGACUGAUUCGGCUCUUCAAGGACGAGCCGAACGUUGUCGUCGUUGCGCAGAAGGGCGCACGAGAGACGUGGCAGGAGGGCGAGGGUGAGGUCGAGAUGGGCGACGUCGAGGAGGCGGCAUAG
Molecule: messenger RNA, 651 nt
Organism: Rhodotorula toruloides NP11
Lineage: Eukaryota; Fungi; Basidiomycota; Microbotryomycetes; Sporidiobolales; Sporidiobolaceae
Product: protein of unknown function DUF2962
Exons: 4
Coding region: 1-651 (216 amino acids)
Cellular component (GO): nucleus
Source: RefSeq, a predicted model, not a curated record